GAUAAAAAAACCACCUUGGCAGUUAUGGAUUCAUCUGACAUUCAAAGGAAUAAAAUAGCUAUCAUUGGCGGUGGCUUGGUUGGAGCAUUAAAUGCAUGUUUCCUAGCAAAAAGGAAUUUCCAAGUGGAUGUGUAUGAGGCUAGAGAAGAUAUCCGGGUGGCUAAAUCCGUACGUGGAAGAAGCAUUAACUUGGCCCUUUCUUAUAGAGGGCGACAAGCCUUGAAAGCCAUUGGCCUUGAAGAUCAGAUUGUAUCCCAAGGUAUUCCCAUGAGAGCAAGAAUGAUACAUUCACUUUCAGGAAAAAAGACUGCAAUUCCUUAUGGAACAAAGUCACAGUAUAUUCUUUCUAUAAGCAGGGAAAAUUUAAACAAAGAUCUACUAAAUGCUGUUGAGAAAUAUCCCAAUGCGAAGCUGCACUUUGGCCACAGGCUGUUGAAAUGUAAUCCUGAAGAAGGCAUGAUCACAGUGCUUGGAUCUGACAAAGUUCCCAAGGAUGUCACUUGUGACCUUCUUAUAGGAUGUGAUGGGGCCUAUUCAACUGUCAGAACUCAUCUUGUGAAGAAACCUCGCUUUGAUUACAGUCAGAAAUACAUUCCUCAUGGAUACAUGGAAUUGUCUAUUCCACCUAAGAAUGGAGAUUUUGCCAUGGAACCUAAUUAUCUUCAUAUCUGGCCUAGAAAUACCUUUAUGAUGAUCGCACUUCCUAACAAGAACAAGUCUUUCACAUGUACCUUGUUCAUGCCCUUUGAAGAGUUUGAAAAACUUGUCACUAGCAGUGAUGUGCUGAAUUUCUUCCAGAAGUACUUUCCAGAUUCCAUUCCUCUAAUGGGAGAGCAAGCCCUGACACAAGAUUUCUUUCAGUUGCCUGCCCAGCCCAUGAUAUCUAUAAAAUGUUCUUCUUUUCACUUUAAAUCCCACUGUAUGCUGAUGGGAGAUGCAGCUCAUGCUAUAGUGCCCUUUUUUGGGCAAGGAAUGAAUGCGGGCUUUGAAGACUGCUUGGUUUUUGAUGAAUUAAUGGAUAAGUUCAAUAAUGAGUUUAGUCUGUGUCUCCCUGAAUUUUCAAGAAUGAGAGUUCCAGAUGAUCAUGCAAUUUCAGACCUAUCAAUGUACAAUUACAUAGAGAUGCGAGCACAUGUCAACUCAAGAUGGUUCAUCUUUCGAAAGAACAUAGAGAAAUUUCUUCAUGCUAUUAUGCCAUCUACUUUCAUUCCUCUAUAUACUAUGGUUACCUUUUCCAGAAUAAGAUACCAUGAAGCAGUGUUGCGCUGGCAUUGGCAAAAAAAGGUGAUAAACAAAGGACUACUUUUCUUUGGAACGCUGACAGCCGUUGGUAGUACUUACCUUCUAAUACGCUCCAUGUCACCAACACCCCUGAGCUAUUUGAGAAGUCCAAGGGACUGGGCCACUUACAUUCAUAAUACAGGUCAUAUUUCCCUGAAAAUGCCAUGGGGCUACUAGAAUAAAUUCCUUUUUUCAUCAACAAGUAAAUAAAGGCCCUAAAGUAGCAAAUUCUUGAUUUUUCUAUAACCAAAUUUAGGAGUCAAACUAUGUUUUUGUCAUCAUAUUGAAUUUGCUAAAGGAUGAUGUUUGACUUUCUUUUUUUUUUUUUGCUUUUUGGGUCACACCCGGCAAUGCACAGGGGUUACUCCUGGCUCUGCACUCAGGAAUUACUCCUGGCAAUGUGCGGAGGACCAUAUGGGAUUCUGGGAAUCAAACCCAGAUCAGCCGCAUGCAAGGCAAAUGUCUUACCUGCUGUUCUAUUGCUUCAGCCCGAUAUUUGACAUUUUAUAUUUAAAUUCAAUGUGAAUGUUCUAUCUGUUCACUGCAGUAACUGGAAAAUUUUCUUUAAGUUG
This is a messenger RNA of Sorex araneus (European shrew), 1853 nucleotides long. It is a transcript of the gene KMO, whose product is annotated as kynurenine 3-monooxygenase. Gene Ontology annotation, molecular function: FAD binding; kynurenine 3-monooxygenase activity; NAD(P)H oxidase H2O2-forming activity. The record is from RefSeq and is a predicted model, not a curated record. Gene Ontology annotation, cellular component: mitochondrial outer membrane. Gene Ontology annotation, biological process: NAD+ metabolic process; L-tryptophan catabolic process; quinolinate biosynthetic process. Bases 25 to 1458 code for a protein of 477 amino acids. The transcript has 15 exons. NCBI's taxonomy places the organism in Eukaryota, Metazoa, Chordata, Mammalia, Eulipotyphla, Soricidae.